AUGUUGCUAAGGUCAAACAACAACUUUGCCUAUAAUUAUGUUGAUGUCAUUGGUUGGGGUACUACUUCUUUCGCUGGUCCCACUUCCGCAACUUUGUUAAAGGUUCAUUUGAUGAUACAAGAUAAUAAUGCCUGCCAACAGGCCUAUCAGGGUGUAACUACUAUUUACCCAAGUCAAAUAUGUACUUAUGAUACUACGGGCACUAAUAAAGAUUCUUGUCAAUUUGAUUCUGGCGGUCCAGUGGUAUAUAAAUAUAAUCGUCAAUUCAUAUUGGGCAUUAUAAGUUUUGGUAAGGGAUGUGGUCAAGGUGGUAAUCCCACUGGAGUAAAUACACGAAUUACUUCAUUUUUGUCGUGGAUUAAGCAAAAUACCGGUUAUUCAACCUGUAAUGUUAGCAUGUAG
This is a messenger RNA of Lucilia cuprina (Australian sheep blowfly), 402 nucleotides long. Its product is annotated as proclotting enzyme-like. The record is from RefSeq and is a predicted model, not a curated record. The coding region runs from base 1 to 402 and encodes 133 amino acids. Gene Ontology annotation, biological process: proteolysis. NCBI's taxonomy places the organism in Eukaryota, Metazoa, Arthropoda, Insecta, Diptera, Calliphoridae. Gene Ontology annotation, molecular function: serine-type endopeptidase activity. The transcript has 2 exons.